AUGGCCGCAUCCUCCAUAAGGCUGCCCAAGAGGCAGGGCACCCUCGACAGCAUCUCUCUCUCACAGUCCGAAGCCAGCCUCCCGCAGCGACGCUCCCACCCCUCCGCCGCCAGCCUGUACGCCUCCACGCUCACGCCCCCGGGCUCUAGGUCCAUGUCCCCCGUCGGCAGAGGCUCCCCCGCGCGACCAUUCUCCAGAGCAAGAUCCGGUUCCGUGACCCUGACGCACUCCCUUGUCGAUACCGAUGCCGCUGCCGAGCCCGGCAACCCGCUGAACCUGAUCCUCAAGGCGUUUGUCCCGCAUAUUUCCAUAUACGCGUCACCGGAUACGGAUGGUCUAGUGAAAGAGAAGGGUUUCGACCGUGGUCUUUGGGAGCUCCUCCGGCCGUUCGGCGAGCGUGUGCCGGGCAAGGUGACUGUUAGAGACAGCAACGGGUCAAGCAGGUCGUGGGAUGAUUUCUCGGUCCGAUUCACACGGUUUGGACAGAAUGUUGAGCCGCCGGACGGGCUACUUAAGGCCCCCAACGGCCAGGCGGCGAGCCCAGCAAUAUCGGGGAGACGGGUGGCAGACGUCGAGGAGGUGGUGAGCAGACAUCUGAACUAUGCAGAGCAGUCUUUCUCGAACCUCAUCCAGCAGCACGCCGACGACACAUGGCCUGGAUAUGGAUGCGACACGUUUCGGAGGCUUUACCACGAAUCCUCCAAUGGCGACAGGAGGUUACCACCAUGGGUGGAUGGUGAAUACCUACGCUACUACGUACUUGUGCAUGAUGAGGAGAACAGUGACAUCACCAAGACCAUGGCUCUGUUCGACCAGAUGAAGAGGAAUCUGGGUCUGCACUGUCACUUGCUCCGGAUACGGAGCAGUCAAAGUGUCGAGACUGACGACGACAGCAUACCACUGCCCCGUAGCGAAUGGAUGUCUGCCCAGGAAGAACUCGUCGACAUAGAGAGGAGCGAGGCCCAGGGCGGGCCUGUAGAUCUAACGAGGUACAUCUAUGAGUCAGACGCGACAGCGAUACGGACAUUCAUCCGCGAGAUGGUGACACAGUCCAUAAUACCGACGAUGGAGCGCAACAUCUCCGUUUGGAACGAUCAGGUUGCUUCAAAACGGAAAGGCAUCAGCGGGAGGUUCAUGACCCUGUCAAAAAGAUGGACGGGCUUCGCCAGCGGGACUAGGAACUCCACUGGAAGCUCGUCCUCGAGCAACUACGAGGCGUCGGGGUAUUACAGGCCGGACACGCCCGAGGCCAUCAUGCGGAAACUGGCCGAUUACGCGUUCAUGCUGAGGGACUGGAAGCUCUCCAUGUCGACGUAUGAGUUGCUACGAUCCGACUUCAGCAACGACAAAGCGUGGAAGUACCAUGCCGCAGCAAACGAGAUGACCGCUCUCGCGCUCCUGAUUAUGCCGCAGAACAUGUCCUCCAAGACGCGGCUGGACAACAUCGUAUCCAUGCUUGACCAGGCGUCAUACUCGUACAACACGCGAUGCAGCUCACCAUACGGCACGCUGCGGUCCAUGGCGCUAGGCCUCGAGCUCCUCCGCAUGCGGGGCGGCUCUGCGGUGGACGAGGCAGUCAAGUGGGGCACGCGCAUCAUGGAGAGCCGCAUCACCGGGCAGAUCGGUGAUGCGCUGUUCAAGGAGCGCAUGGCUGUUUGCUGUGCUACGAAACAAGGGGUAGGCUCCUUGGCGUGGGGCAGCUGGCGGAGGAAGUCGGCAUUCUGGAGUGUCCUCGGUGCCGAGGCGUGGACCAACCAGGCCAAGUACAUACCAGCUCAAAGGUGCCUCAAUGAGGCGAGGAACAUGUACAGCCAGCUGGAGAGCGAGGAUGGGAUCGGCGGGUGGGCACUGGCGAGCGAACACAUGGCGCAACUCCACCUGAAGCUCAAAGAAGGGUUGGCCCUCGAUGGGCUGGAGGACGCGCCGGCCCCAGAGGCAGAGGAGAUUGAGCUGCUGGAGGAGGAGGAGCCGGAGCGGUUGAGCAAGAACAAGCGCAUGUCAAGGAGAUUGAGCCUGGCAAGUCCUCCCGGCGCAGGGGCCGUUCUGGAGACGGCACCGCUGGCGGACAGCGGCGACACAGGGAGGAACGAGGCCGAUGACGGCUUUACUUAG
Diaporthe citri is the source of this 2112-nucleotide messenger RNA. RefSeq lists its product as uncharacterized. Gene Ontology annotation, cellular component: TRAPPIII protein complex; cytoplasmic vesicle; phagophore assembly site. The record is from RefSeq and is a predicted model, not a curated record. NCBI's taxonomy places the organism in Eukaryota, Fungi, Ascomycota, Sordariomycetes, Diaporthales, Diaporthaceae. The transcript is spliced from 2 exons. Bases 1 to 2112 code for a protein of 703 amino acids. Gene Ontology annotation, biological process: protein localization to phagophore assembly site; endoplasmic reticulum to Golgi vesicle-mediated transport.